CGAAAAAAAAAAUUCGAAACUUGCCCAAAUUUGCAUAUCUUUCACUUUCCUUCUCCCCCUACGGUGCUGUUCAUCCAAGGGAAGGAAACCACCGCCGCCGGGCCGCCAUCCUCUUCGUUUCGCGCGCGCGACGAGAGGGAGGGAGAAGGGCCGUCCGGGAGGGGCCACCCACGCUGGAUACCGUCGUUGCCACCCGCGCCUCGCUGAUAGGAGCGUCGCUGCUGCUCCCCGCGACGGACGCCCGUUAGCGCCGGCCGCUUCGGCCUUCCUCAACCGCGCCGCCCGCAGCUUGCUCCCGCCGCCGGGUGUUCCUCACCGUGCCGUGUGCUUCGAGACGCUGUCGCGCACUGCUGCAGUCCUGCCACCACCGCUGGCCGGUCCCCGCCACUGGACAGAGAGCCGCUCGGGCACUUUUCCUCGUGAUAAAGAACGGACAUCUGUGAGUCAGAACCUCUUGAUAAACCUGAACAGAAUUCAUGCAACGCUGCAGAGAUGAUUUGGUGUGUGAUGUGCAAGACAGUAUGACCUCUUCUGAGGACAGAAGUUCUGAAGUACUUGAAGAUGUGAAGGUAUGUGACAUAUGCGGCGAUGUUGGUGAGGAGGAGAAGCUUGCUGUCUGCAGUAGAUGCAAUGAUGGUGCUGAACAUAUUUAUUGUAUGCAGGUAAUGAUACAAGAUGUUCCAGAGGGUGAAUGGUUCUGUGAAGCGUGCCGAGCUGAGGUAGACAUGGAAAAGAAAAAAAAUAAACUAGAAAUAUCUCAAGUAAAGGCUGGCACGUUUUCUUCAGAGAACAAAGCAGUGGCUGAACAUGUGGGCAAUAAAGAGUCAAAUAAAGCAUGUCAGUGCAAUGUUGGUUGCGUCACUAGUGGUUUAACAUCUACAAUAAAGGUGGAAGAUGGUAGCUCACGCAUUGGUGGCAGUGAGGCUGUUAAUGAAGAUAAAGCUUGUCGUGAUUGUGAACCGAUAUCCAGUGAGAGAAGCACUGCCUUUAAUUUGAAAUCACUGGACGGAGAGACGCACAUCUUGGAAAGUUUCAACUAUGAUGUUUCAUGUGAUUUUGAGGUUAAAGACACAUCUAGUGUGGCUGUAAUGAAUGAAAGGAUAAAGAUACAGAGUGAGGAGAAAAUAUGCGACAUAUGUGGAGAUGUUGGUGAGGAGAAGAAGCUCGCUGUUUGCAGUAGAUGCAAUAAUGGUGCUGAACAUAUUUAUUGUAUGCGGGUGAUGGUACAAGAGGUUCCAGAUGUUGGGUGGCUAUGCGAAGCGUGCCAAAGUGAGGUAGAAAUUGAGAGGAAAAAUAAUAAACUAGAAAAAUCUCAAGUAAAGAUUGGCGCCUCCAAAGGACAGUCCACUGAAGGGAAAUUGAACAAACCUGCCAGUGAUGCAAACAUCAGAAGUUCUUUCAAAAAUGAAGUGGAGGUUAUGUAUGCGGGCAGUAAGAGUCAAAAAAAAAGAAAUCAUGACAAUUGUCCGGCUACUCAAAGGAAGGAAGCAGAAGCUUGUGUUACUUCGUUGAUUAGACAAAAUCUUCCCGAACCUGGUGGUGUAUCCAUAGAAGCUGGCUCCAGAAAAAGAGUCCUGUCACGUGGAAGUUCAUUCAAGUUUGAUACGGAGAAAGGAAAGCAUGCCAUUGGCCAAGUGCCAACCUCAUUGGCAUCUAAUGCUAUGAGGAAUAAGGCACAACUUCUUCAUGGUCCACUCUCCAAGUCCGUCUCUUUCAACAACUCAAAGAUUCCCAAGGUGAAACAGCUAGGGAGUGAAGUUCCUCUGAAGCCCAAACAUUUGAAGGAACCUUCAUCCUGUAUCAGGAAACAAGUGGGUCCAAUGAACAUACUUGCUACAUCAACAUCAUUCAUAAAGCCAAACUUUGGUGACCCAGCAACUAAGGCAAAGGCUCCCACAAAGCCACUGGCUGAGGAGACAAGAGUGAUGAAUCCACCGAUGAGCCGAAAUGUGAAAAAUAACAGAGGCACUUCUAUAUUUGGGUGCCCUUCUGUUAGUGCAUCAUUGGCUGCCCCAAUUUCUUCACUAGCAGAAUCUGCAGGUCAGCAUCUCACCAAAGGAAAUAAUAUGGUUGAGUCAAAUUAUUUAAGCUUUAUUCAUGGACAGGACAGUCAAAAUCUUGGGCACAGUGAGCAAAAGAAACCACAUAUAGCAAAAACACCUGGAAGCAUAACAUUAAGUGGUGUUGAAAGAUCAGCAGGUAUUUUUGGCCCAGAUGCACAGAGAAAAGCAGUUCAGAUCCCAUAUCCUUCACAUCAGGAUAAUAAAUUAAACAACCCUUGUCCGAAGCUGGAAGUUAAAGAUUAUGAUCCUAUAUGCACGAUACGAACUUCUGUGGACAGCCCUACCAUAAGUGAUUUGGGUGUCAAAACACUAGCCUUUUCCAGUCAAGACUUUUCACCUGGCUAUGAACAAAUAGCUUCAACAGCUCCAGAGUUGAAUUACGUUUGGCAAGGCGGUUUUGAGCUGUGGAGGACUGGACAAUUACCUGAGCUUUGUGAUGGUCUUCAAGCCCACAUUUCAUGUUCUGCUUCACCAAAACUGCUUGAGGUAGCAAAGAAAUUCCCUUCUAAAAUCAAGCUCGAGAAACUUCCUCGUCAGAGCAUAUGGCCCUCACAAUUUCAGGAAAAUUGUCCUGCACAUGACAGUAUUGGUCUUUUCUUCUUUGCUAGAGAUACUCAAAGCUAUGAAAAUUAUUAUAGCAAACUAGUAGAAAGUAUAAUGAAGGAUGAUUUAGCACUCAGAGGAAAUAUUGAAACUGCCGAGUUGCUCAUAUUUGCUUCCAGUACCCUGCCAAAGAACUUCCAAAGAUGGAACAUGUUCUAUUUUCUGUGGGGUGUAUUUAGAGUUAGGAGAGAAGAUCUUUUGAACCUUCCACCUGGCGUACCCAAACUUGCUUUUUCAGCACACCAAGAUAAACUGUUGGCAUCAUCCGAUGCUAAUGGUGAAGUAACUUUUGAUGUGAGUACACCAUCAGUUCCAUGCUCUGAUUCCACAGUCCAUGAAAAAGGUGAGGAGAGCACAACCAUAAGCCUUAACGACGCAGAGGACCUCAUGGAUGUAGACUAUGUAAAUACUACUGAAGUGAUCCCAGGCACCGCGAAACAUAAUUCAUAUAUCUCAGAUGGUGCACAGAAAAGAAAUGUUGAGAUGGAAAACUAAAUUAGAUGAUGGAAGUUCUGGGAACAGUGAACUCCGUGUUAAGUGAGAAUACUGAUGGAAGCUACCAUCUUCAGACUUAGGGUACAUUCCCUGGCAGAUUUCUCUGUGAAUGGCUGGUGGCAGCCACUGACACAGUGAAAGUAAAGGCGAUGUCAGGAACCUCAAAUUUGAUGGGAAAUGCAUGUUUCGUAGUCAAUGGUAAACCGUUUGGAAUAUCUGUAAAUAUUCUUUAUUUGGAUGGUGAGGUGUUACCUGAACAUGAUGCACCAUAUCUUGGACUAGAACUGGGAGGCAACAAUCCACAAAACCUGCCAUGUUUUUCUUCAUUUCCUGGAAGCACAUCAAAGUUCGCAGAGGGGAAGCAUAAAGAUUAUAGUUA
Messenger RNA from Phragmites australis (common reed), 3540 nucleotides. RefSeq names its product ASI1-immunoprecipitated protein 2-like. Lineage: Eukaryota; Viridiplantae; Streptophyta; Magnoliopsida; Poales; Poaceae. The record is from RefSeq and is a predicted model, not a curated record.